GAUUGUAGUAGCUAUACUUAGAAGACGAAGAAAGAAAAAAAGAAUGCCUUUCCGCGUGACCUGACCGAAGCUUCGUCGCUCCUAUUCUUCAAGUUGUGAAUUUUUACACUCCGAUCGAAAAGUUUUGCUAUUUCGAAUCGGAUUUAAUUUCGUCAAAUCUUCUGCAAAGUUUUGAGUUUUGUUCUUUGAAUCAUGAUGAAUUCCAUCUUCGGAAAGCGUAAAACUCCUGCAGAACUUCUGCGGGAAAACAAAAGGAUGCUUGAUAAGUCGAUCAGAGACAUAGAGAGAGAGAGGCAAGGCCUUCAAUCACAAGAGAAGAAACUUAUUGCUGAGAUUAAAAAAACCGCAAAGCAAGGCCAGAUGGGAGCUGUGAAAGUGAUGGCAAAGGACCUUAUCAGAACGCGGCACCAGAUUGAGAAGUUUUACAAGCUUAAAUCCCAACUCCAAGGUGUAUCUCUCAGGAUCCAGACUCUGAAAUCAACACAAGCAAUGGGUGAGGCAAUGAAAGGUGUGACUAAAGCAAUGGGGCAAAUGAACAGGCAGAUGAACCUGCCAUCUCUGCAGAAAAUCAUGCAAGAAUUUGAGAGGCAAAACGAAAAAAUGGAGAUGGUCUCUGAGGUGAUGGGAGAUGCUAUUGAUGAUGCUUUGGAAGGAGAUGAGGAAGAGGAAGAAACUGAAGAUCUUGUUAGCCAAGUCCUUGACGAGAUCGGAAUCGAUAUCAACCAAGAGCUGGUGAAUGCUCCAUCUAAUACGGUCGCAGCACCAGCGACGAAGAACAAGGUGGUGCAAGCUGAGGCGGCCGGAGCUGAGGACGGCGGGGGGAUAGAUAGUGACCUCCAGGCAAGAUUGGACAACCUUCGGAAAAUGUGAGGCCUUCCUGGUUUCUGUAUCACAUUAUAUUACUGAUGGUUAAUUACUUUUCAAGGAAAAUGUGCCAAACGAGAUAUGUUUACGUUUCCGGGGUGGGUUUGUAAUAAUUUCAUAUAAUUUGAGUCCUGAAUUUAUAAAUUGAUUGUGGUUGUUUGACUUUUGUAUUAUA
Eutrema salsugineum is the source of this 1039-nucleotide messenger RNA. RefSeq names its product vacuolar protein sorting-associated protein 2 homolog 1. Lineage: Eukaryota; Viridiplantae; Streptophyta; Magnoliopsida; Brassicales; Brassicaceae. Gene Ontology annotation, biological process: endosome transport via multivesicular body sorting pathway; late endosome to vacuole transport; protein transport. The coding region runs from base 193 to 870 and encodes 225 amino acids. The transcript has 5 exons. Gene Ontology annotation, cellular component: ESCRT III complex; multivesicular body. The record is from RefSeq and is a predicted model, not a curated record.